Molecule: messenger RNA, 3629 nt
Organism: Ceratitis capitata (Mediterranean fruit fly)
Lineage: Eukaryota; Metazoa; Arthropoda; Insecta; Diptera; Tephritidae
Gene: Ir25a
Product: ionotropic receptor 25a
Exons: 9
Coding region: 75-2903 (942 amino acids)
Biological process (GO): modulation of chemical synaptic transmission; synaptic transmission, glutamatergic; monoatomic ion transport
Cellular component (GO): postsynaptic membrane; plasma membrane
Molecular function (GO): transmitter-gated monoatomic ion channel activity involved in regulation of postsynaptic membrane potential; glutamate-gated receptor activity
Source: RefSeq, a predicted model, not a curated record
AGUUUUCAGGUGUUCAAUGUUUAAAUUUCAAUUCAACUGAUUCAUAUGUAACAUACUGUAAUAUUCUGUCCACAAUGCAAUACGCAUAUACAAAAUCUUGUCGUAAUAUUUUCAUAUUUUUUAUAUUUUUGAAAAUAAUUUUGCUGGGAAGUUUUGCUACUGCCCAAACAAAUCAAAAUAUCAAUGUGUUUUUCAUAAACGAUGCUGACAACGAACCGGCAAGCAAAGCAGUUACAGUAGUGUCUACGUACCUUAAGAAAAAUCCCAGUUAUGGUAUCUCAAUUCAAGUUGACCAAGUCGAAGCAAAUAAAACCGAUGCUAAAACACUUUUGGAGUCAAUUUGUUCGAAAUACGCGGAAAGCAUUGACCGUAAGCAACCGCCACAUGUCGUAUUCGAUGCUACAAAAUCGGGAAUAGCCUCGGAGACAGUCAAGUCUUUUACGCAGGCUCUCGGCCUGCCGACCAUAAGUGCCUCAUACGGACAGGAGGGCGAUUUGCGUCAAUGGCGGGAUAUAGAUGAGAAUAAACAAAAAUAUUUACUGCAAGUAAUGCCGCCGGCGGAUCUUAUACCCGAAGUUGUACGCAGCAUUGUGCGUAAAAUGAAUAUAACAAAUGCAGCCAUUCUAUAUGAUGAUACGUUCGUCAUGGAUCACAAAUACAAGUCAUUGCUGCAAAAUAUACAAACCCGACAUGUCAUUACAGGCAUUGCUAAGGAGGGGAAGCGAGAACGUGAAGAGCAAAUUGAGAAGUUGCGUAACUUGGAUAUAAAUAAUUUCUUCAUAUUGGGUAAUCUCAUGUCCAUACGUAUGGUUUUAGAAUCGGUAAAACCGUCAUAUUUCGAACGCAACUUUGCUUGGCACGCCAUAACUCAGAGCGAGGGCGAAGUGAGCAGUCAACGGGAUAACGCCACCAUAAUGUUCUUGAAACCAAUGUCAUAUGCGCAAAAUCGUGAUCGCUUUGGACGUCUUAAGACCACUUUUAACCUGAACGAAGAGCCGCAGAUAAUGUCAGCUUUCUAUUUUGAUUUGGCCCUUCGCACAUUUUUGGCCAUCAAGGAUAUGCUGCAAUCGGGUGCAUGGCCGAAAAACAUGCAGUAUAUUGGUUGCGAUGAAUUCCAAGGUGGUAAUACUCCCGAGCGUAACAUUGACCUCAGAUCUGCUUUCUCUAUGAUUCAGGAGCCCACCUCUUAUGGUCUAUUCGAAUUAGUUACGCAGCCGGGCAAACCAUUUAACGGUUAUAGCUAUAUGAAGUUUGAAAUGGACAUUAAUGUGCUCCAAAUCCGUGGUGGCAACUCUGUGAACACAAAGUCCAUAGGAACUUGGACCGCCGGUUUGGACUCUCCGUUGGUUGUUAAGGAUGAGGAAAUAAUGAAAAAUCUUACCGCUGAUACCGUCUAUCGCAUCUUCACUGUUGUUCAAGCUCCAUUUAUUAUUAAAGACGACAAAGCACCGAAGGGAUAUAAAGGUUAUUGCAUAGAUUUGAUCAACGAGAUAGCAGAUAUAGUUCAUUUUGACUAUACAAUACAAGAAGUCGAAGAUGGUAAGUUUGGCAACAUGGAUGAGAAGGGGGAAUGGAAUGGAAUUGUGAAAAAGUUAAUGGAUAAACAGGCGGAUAUUGGCUUGGGCUCUAUGCAUGUAAUGGCUGAGCGUGAAAUAGUUAUUGACUUUACGGUGCCCUACUAUGAUCUCGUCGGCAUCACAAUAAUGAUGCAGCGGCCACAAGUCCCCAGCUCUUUGUUUAAAUUUUUAACGGUACUCGAAACGAAUGUAUGGCUGUGCAUUUUAGCUGCUUACUUCUUUACUAGUUUUUUGAUGUGGAUCUUUGAUCGCUGGAGCCCCUAUAGCUACCAGAACAAUCGUGAAAAGUAUAAGGAUGACGAUGAGAAAAGAGAGUUUAACCUAAAGGAGUGUCUUUGGUUUUGUAUGACUUCUCUGACACCUCAAGGUGGCGGUGAAGCACCGAAAAAUCUUUCCGGCCGCUUGGUGGCAGCCACAUGGUGGCUCUUCGGUUUCAUCAUUAUUGCAUCGUACACUGCCAACUUGGCUGCCUUUUUAACUGUAUCUCGUCUGGACACACCUGUAGAGUCUUUGGAUGACCUCGCUAAGCAAUAUAAGAUUUUAUAUGCACCACUCAAUGGUUCCUCAGCAAUGACAUAUUUCCAGAGAAUGGCUAAUAUCGAGCAGCGAUUUUAUGAGAUUUGGAAGGACUUAUCUUUAAAUGAUUCACUCACACCAUUGGAGCGAUCAAAACUAGCUGUCUGGGAUUACCCGGUCAGUGAUAAGUACACGAAAAUGUGGCAAGCCAUGCAGGAAGCUCAGUUACCAGCAACUCUAGAAGAAGCAGUUGAACGAGUUCGAAACUCAACGUCAGCGACUGGAUUUGCCUUUCUUGGUGAUGCUACGGACAUUCGUUACUUGGUUAUGACAAACUGUGAUUUGCAGAUUGUUGGUGAAGAGUUCUCACGCAAACCCUAUGCCAUUGCCGUCCAACAGGGCUCACAUCUCAAGGAUCAAUUCAAUAAUGCAAUUCUGACCCUUCUCAACAAAAGGCAAUUGGAAAAACUAAAGGAGAAAUGGUGGAAGAAUGAUGAAACUCAAGCCAAAUGCGAUAAACCUGAAGAUCAAUCCGACGGCAUAUCUAUACAUAAUAUUGGCGGAGUUUUUAUUGUUAUAUUUGUUGGAAUCGGUAUGGCGUGCAUUACAUUGGUAUUUGAGUAUUGGUGGUACAAAUAUCGCAAGAAUCCACGCAUUGUUGAUGUAAUUGAAGCAAACUCUGGAGUGAAAGAUGGCAAGGUAGAUAGUGUUAUUCUGGGUCAGGCGGGCAAGGAAUAUGGCAAGAGUGGUAAUACCGUGUUGAGGCCUCGAUUCCAUCAGUAUCCCACAACAUUUAAACCUCGAUUUUAAAUUCUGUCCAAUUGAAGACGUUAAAAGAAAUGGACUGUAUCAUAUUUAAUCACAAUUAAUUUUUGCACUACAGGUGCUAUAAAACAUCUACAUACUUACAUAAGUAGGUAUGUGGAAAUAGGUAUAUAUUUUUGCUUUGGUUCUAAAACUGCACGCACCUUUUUUAAAUCUCGAUGGUGUUUUAAAUGAUGUUCACGAAUAAAAGUACGAAUGAAAACGUAUAUCAAUGCGAAUUAAUUAAAAUCUAAAAGUGAUUGGAAAAGUUUUCGAAGUAAGGCGAACAUAUGUUCCUUCUGCGUGCCAGGAUUAAAUUAAAAAAAAAAACUCAUUAGAGAAGUUGAACUCUUCAGACCUUUUUACUUUGUUCUUAAAAUUACUUUCCAUAAAUUCAGUGCAUAUGUAUUCAUUAUUCGAAAUUUCAAAAAUUUUUAUGUUUGUAAACGAAUGUGAGCUUUCAUUUCUUGCCGUACCUUUCUUACUGCAGUGAAGUUCAUGAUUUGGAACAAGUUAUACAGAUUUCACCUGGUGUACAUGUCCAAAUAAGCCACUUCCUUUGCAGAUAACUUUUAUUGCAGCAACACCCAGUACGUAACGAUUAGCAGAUAAGGCAUUUUAAUCUUAUAUGCAUACAUACGCUGUUGAUUUACGCAUGCGAAUAAGAUGUAUGUACAUAUAUAGUAUAUUAGUAUCAUAUAUUUUUCCGGCAAGUGUAUAUGAAAAGUAAAU